This is a messenger RNA of Talpa occidentalis (Iberian mole), 936 nucleotides long. Its product is annotated as putative olfactory receptor 2B8. Lineage: Eukaryota; Metazoa; Chordata; Mammalia; Eulipotyphla; Talpidae. The transcript has a single exon. Gene Ontology annotation, biological process: G protein-coupled receptor signaling pathway. The record is from RefSeq and is a predicted model, not a curated record. Gene Ontology annotation, cellular component: membrane. The coding region runs from base 1 to 936 and encodes 311 amino acids. Gene Ontology annotation, molecular function: olfactory receptor activity; G protein-coupled receptor activity.
AUGGAUAUGAUCAAAUCAAAUACCACUGUGACUGAAUUUGUGUUCUUGGGGCUCUCAUCUCAACCAAGGACACGACUCAUACUUUUUAUUAUGUUCCUGUUCUUUUAUUUAUUAACGGUGGCUGGGAAUGUUAUUAUUAUAACUCUUAUCCAGAUAGAACCUCGUCUCCAAACACCCAUGUACUUCUUCCUCACUAAUUUAUCCUUCCUGGAUAUCUGCUACACAUCCACCAAUGUUCCACAAAUGUUGUCCAACAUGGUGGGCAAAAAGAAGACCAUCCCAUUUGCCAGCUGUGCUACUCAGAUGUACUUCUCUCUCUCCUUUGGAAUGAUUGAAUGUGUCCUCCUUGGAGUGAUGGCUUAUGACAGAUAUGUUGCCAUCUGUCAUCCUCUUCAUUAUACAGUUAUCAUGGACCGAAACACCUGUGUCCAACUGGCAGCCAUUUCAUGGUCCAGUAGCUUCCUGAGUUCUAUGGUUAUCAAUGUUCUCACCUUGACUUUGCCUUACUGUGGGCCCAAUGUCCUGAAUCACUUCUUUUGUGAGGUCCCUUCUGUCCUGAGGUUGGCUUGCACAGACACCUCAUUCACUGAGAUGGUCGUUUUUAUCUUCAGUAUCAUCAUUGUCUUCAUUCCUUUUCUCCUCAUUGUUGUUUCUUAUGCCCGGAUCCUUCAGUCGGUUCUCAGGAUGCGGUCAGCAUCUGGAAGGUACAAGGCACUGUCUACUUGUGCCUCCCACCUGACGGUGGUGGCUUUAUUCUAUGGAACCGCCAUCUUCAUGUACAUGAGGCCCCAGUCAAAGUCCUCCAGGGCUGGGGGCAAGAUCAUUGCUGUCUUUUACACUGUGAUCACACCCAUGCUCAACCCCCUGAUCUAUAGCCUGAGGAACCAGGAUGUGAAGGGUGCUUUGCGGAGAGCUAUUACAAAGCAGAGGACUUGA